Aureobasidium namibiae CBS 147.97 is the source of this 1119-nucleotide messenger RNA. Its product is annotated as glutathione synthetase ATP-binding domain-like protein. Gene Ontology annotation, biological process: peptidoglycan biosynthetic process. Bases 1 to 1119 code for a protein of 372 amino acids. Gene Ontology annotation, molecular function: metal ion binding; ATP binding; D-alanine-D-alanine ligase activity. Lineage: Eukaryota; Fungi; Ascomycota; Dothideomycetes; Dothideales; Saccotheciaceae. The record is from RefSeq and is a predicted model, not a curated record. The transcript is spliced from 2 exons.
AUGCAGAACAGCAGAGGUGUCCACACAGCUCGUGUGGCUCUGCUCUACCAGGCCAUUGAACCUCCAAGCAUCAACGGCGUCCGCAAACCAAUGAAGCCUGGUGGCUACCAAGACGGAUGCGCCGACAUUGCUUUCAACCUAAGCAAGCAACCCGGCAUCGACAUCAUCACCCCCAUCGACUCACCCAACCCUCGAGAACACGUCGGAUGGAGCUUCCCAGACUCUGAAGAUGGAAUUCUCGCAGCUCUACAAAAGGGAGCCACCCAUCUGUUCGCCAACACUGUCGUCUUCGCCAGCCAUCCAUUGCAAACAUCAUCAAGAGUCGGAGAAUACCAAGAUAAAGUCAAAGUGGUGGGACAUCCUCCAUGCAUGGUAGAACUGCAUGACGACAAACAUUACGUCAACGACAUGCUUCGCAAAUCCGGCAAAUUCACCUUACCUCGCGGCUGGCUACUCGAAGACGACGCCUCAGACCUCGACGCCAGACUCACAUCCCUAGACCUCCAUUUCCCCACCGUGGGGAAACCAGUCAGAGGCCGCGGCAGCCACGGCGUAAGAGUCUGCCAUGACAUGUCCGACUUGCAAUCGCACAUCCACUCUCUAUUCAAAGAAUCCCCAGCCAUAAUCCUCGAAGACUAUCUCGCAGGCGAAGAAGCAACCGUAACAGUCAUGCCGCCUUCAGAAUCCCAUCCCACUCACCGCGCUCUACCCAUCGUCACACGCUUCAACCACGCCAAUGGCGUCGCACCCUACAAUGGCAUCGUCGCCGUGACCGCAAACUCUCGCGCAGUCACCGCUGCUGAGUACGCGAAGGAUCCCACUUACGCAGCCAUCGCAAAGCAAUGCGAACAAGUGGCUGCUUUGAUGGGAUUAACGGCCAUCAUGCGUAUAGACGUGCGUCGCUUUGAGGAUGAACCUAGAUCCGAGUUUGCGCUGUUUGAUGUGAAUAUGAAGCCCAAUAUGACUGGACCGGGAAGACCGGGUAGAGAGGAUCAGGCGAGUUUGAGUGCGAUUGCUGCGGCAGAGUUGGGAUGGGAUUAUCAGAGGUUGUUAACAGAGAUGUUGGGGGGUGCGCAGUCUUUGCGAAAGUUGAGAGAGAUGCGACCGGAUCAUGCGUAG